AUGCUCUUCUUCACAGCAGUCGCUCUCGUCUCUUCUCUCGUCUCCCCAGUCUUCGGUGCAUCGUACCAGCAAACCGACAGUUUCGUCGGUUCUCAGUUUUACUCUGGUUUCUCGCAUCAAACGAUUUCCGACCCUACCAAUGGGCGUGUAAAUUACGUCGACGUUUCAACAUCUAAAUCACGCAACCUAACCUAUGCGUCUGGUGACACCUUCAUCCUACGCGCUGAUGAUACGACCGUCUUAAGUGCAAGCGGACCCGGUCGUAACUCCGUUCGUCUGAUGUCGAACAACCAGUACAACAGCAACAGUGUCAUGGUAUUCAACAUCCGGCAUAUGCCCCAAGGAUGUGGCACCUGGCCUGCAGUAUGGACUGUGGGGAAUAACUGGCCCAACGGGGGAGAGAUAGAUAUUAUCGAAGGCGUUAACAACCAGGCAUACAACCAGGCUACUUUGCAUACCUCAUCCGGAUGCACGAUGCCUAGUAGUUCACGCGCUCAGACUGGAAUUUCUCUCGUAAACGACUGCAACGCAAACGAUAACGGUAACUCAGGAUGCGGUGUCCAGAUACAGAAUGCGAAUAGCUACGGAUCGGGCUUCAACAACAACGGCGGAGGCUGGUAUGCUCUUGAGUGGACCGGUUCCUUUAUCAAGAUCUGGUUCUGGGGCAGGCAUGAUUCCAACGUCCCCUCUGAAGUCUCAAACGGUAGCGGUUUCGUCAACACCGACAGCUGGGGAACCCCCGCCGCAUAUUUCCCGGGCAACUCUUGCCCAAUUGCGAGCCAUUUCAGUGCCCAGAACAUUAUUAUUGACUGUGGCGAUUGGGCUGGAAACGUCUACGCAAGCUCCGGUUGUCCUUCCUCCUGUGUUGAUUUUGUCAACAACAACCCCAGUGCCUUCGCUGAUGCUUACUUCGACUUUGCUUGGGUCAAGAUAUAUGACUGA
Molecule: messenger RNA, 942 nt
Organism: Guyanagaster necrorhizus
Lineage: Eukaryota; Fungi; Basidiomycota; Agaricomycetes; Agaricales; Physalacriaceae
Product: glycoside hydrolase family 16 protein
Exons: 11
Coding region: 1-942 (313 amino acids)
Biological process (GO): glucan catabolic process
Molecular function (GO): hydrolase activity, hydrolyzing O-glycosyl compounds
Source: RefSeq, a predicted model, not a curated record